Zingiber officinale is the source of this 1202-nucleotide messenger RNA. Its product is annotated as ras-related protein RABE1c-like. Lineage: Eukaryota; Viridiplantae; Streptophyta; Magnoliopsida; Zingiberales; Zingiberaceae. The record is from RefSeq and is a predicted model, not a curated record. Gene Ontology annotation, cellular component: plasma membrane. Bases 266 to 916 code for a protein of 216 amino acids. The transcript has 9 exons. Gene Ontology annotation, biological process: protein secretion; regulation of exocytosis. Gene Ontology annotation, molecular function: GTP binding; GTPase activity.
GGAAUAACUAAAAGUAUUUCGGUGUGAUCUUUCUUCUCUCUCUAUUCAUUUCCUUCUCUUCCCCCUUCGCCUAUUCCGACGGCGGAUCCCACGGCCAGAACAGCGACACCGCUGCUCGCCUCCUCCUCCUCUUCAUAUCUCCAGCUCUUGAGAUCAAGCCCUUCUUCCUUCUAUUGGUGGAUCGAGGAGUCUCGGAGGGGAGAGAUCUGCUGCGGAGGCGACUUGAAAGAGGAGAUUCUUGACUCCUCCGCCGUUGGGUAUCGCCAUGGCCGCUCCACCUGCUAGGGCACGCGCCGAUUACGACUACCUGAUCAAGCUUCUGCUGAUCGGAGACAGCGGCGUUGGGAAAAGUUGUCUCCUUCUGCGUUUCUCUGACGGUUCGUUCACAACAAGUUUCAUCACUACAAUAGGUAUUGACUUUAAAAUAAGAACUAUAGAAUUGGAUGGCAAGCGAAUUAAACUCCAAAUUUGGGAUACGGCUGGUCAAGAGCGUUUCCGAACGAUAACAACUGCUUACUACCGAGGUGCCAUGGGCAUUUUGCUUGUUUACGAUGUCACUGAUGAGUCAUCUUUUAACAACAUAAGGAAUUGGAUCCGGAACAUUGAACAACAUGCGUCUGACAAUGUGAACAAAAUUCUAGUCGGUAACAAGGCUGAUAUGGAUGAAAGCAAACGGGCUGUGCCUACUGCAAAGGGACAAGCACUUGCUGAUGAAUAUGGAAUCAAGUUUUUCGAAACCAGUGCCAAGACAAAUCUGAAUGUGGAGCAGGUCUUCUUUUCUAUAGCUAGAGACAUUAAGCAAAGACUCUCCGAAACAGACAGCAAACCUGAGGAUCGGACAAUUAAGAUCAACAAACCAGACCAGGGAGCUGCCGAAGGCACCGCGGCGACCAGAUCAUCAUGCUGUGGAUCUUGAGUGAUCGAUUCGAGGAGGCGGAGAUGGACUCAAAUGUGGUUGAUAACUAAUUUGCAUGUCAUAGGCCACAAAGGUUAUCAAUACAAUGGACUCAUGGUGGGUGCUUGUAAUUUCAAUCCUUUUCUCCGUUCUGGUGCAUUUGUCUCUGUGACUGCUUUACUUUAUCCGACACUUUUUGUUUUCUCUCUCUUUCAUUUGGUAUUGCAAACUUGCAAUUCCUGUUCUAUUAUCUUUGUAAAAUUUGUGUGGAAAAUGUAUGCUUUAUCACUUUCAUGCCACUGGAAAA